GUUUCACAACGUUCACUGUAAUUUGACAAAGACAUCCAGAAGCCGUGUAAGUCUGUGCAAGAAUGAGCGUAGAAGGCUGCCGAAUAGUGUGACAGAUCUGGCAAAGCCUGUUGAAAGUGUGAGUUGAGACUGCGCAGGUAGCCGAAACGCUGGGCUUCCAGCCUCCCAAAUUUGGUCAGUUGAGAGAGAGAAUCAACUAUGCAGGAAAGACUUCUCUGCUUUAAGGUACAAUAACAGAGGUAGGGAUUGCUUCCCCCCGAGAUCAACAGACAGAGCGAUCAGUGAAUCACUUUCACAGCCUCUGGUGCAAAGCUUCACUGUUUGCGGCCAUCAAUCACACCAGGGUCGGGUGCCUGCAUUGUGGAUGAAACUGAUCAGCCAAAGGACUUGCGCGACCUUCAGAUCAAUCACCACACUCAACCUCAGCAAACAGCAGUCUGCCGGACCAGCGUUGCCAAGCUCUAGAUCGCUCUUUCCCUUCGUUGCCUGGAUCAAUCAGAGCAAUUCACCAGAUCGAGACGCCCAAGGCGGUUUAGUGGGAGCCACGGAGCACUUCUUCCAGACUACAAAAACCUCCCUCCAAACUGUCUCACGCAAAUUUGAACUCUUACCUCUUCUCUACCCAUCAACUCACUCUCUCACUCUCGCUUUUGGAUCCAGCUUCAACAGAACUUGGAUACCCAUCAUCACCUCUUACUCAACACCUUCUAAACACACUCAGUCUCUUCCUCUCAACAUCUCAAGAUCUUCACAAUGAAGUUCACCAAUAUCUUCGCACUUGCCACCAUGGCUUUCGGUGCUGUUGGCUCUGCCACUGCCAUUUACAAUGGUCCUAACGACAUGGUCACUGGUGGCAAUGAAAAAGUCGUCGCUGCCUUGAAGGCUCGCGGAAUUCCAGCUGGUGAAAUCAAGGCUAUCGUCAAUCUCGUCCCUCGCGACACCGUUACCGUCACCACUACUGCUGACUGCGGUUACACCGUCGAGUCCUAUGCAGGCCCACCAACCACCACCGUCAUCAUGUCGACUGUCUUUUCAACCCCGACCCCCACCCCUGAGGUUCCGUCUACUCCCACCUUGGCCUCUACUCCUGUUGUUCCACCGGAGUCGUCCACCACCGACACCGUUGCUACUCCAGAAACUCUAACUGCGACUGCGACUCCAGAAGUUCCGGCCACCAACACUAAGACUUCCACUAUGGCCACUACCACUCCAGAGGUUGGCACCAACACUGGCACCCCACCACCACCAGAGACUACCAACGCAGUCACUCCUCCUGGCAGUACUGGUGUCACUGAGACCACAUCUUCAACCACAACCGAGACCAGUGCCUUGACUCUCAGUACUUCCAGUGCUGGAGUCACUCCAAGCACCUCAACAACUCCACCUGCCCCCAACGCUAAUGUUGCUGGCACUGCAGGUGUGCAUGUUGGUCUGGGUGUCAUUGGUCUUGUGGCUGUCUUGGUCAUGGCCUAAGUGCACAUACCUCAACAGACACACUCCGACACUCUUUGCAGCUAUGUCUGCCAUGUAACUCAACAUGCUACACAUACGCAUUUGCAAAAGAGACGGCACACACAUUGACAUCUCAAGAAUCGAGAUUUUCAUAAAGAGGCAAGGUCAAACAUUGAGCUUUUGAACAUGGGACACAAUCAAGGAAAGUCACCCACCUGCAUUGGGGCAGCCACAUUCUGUACUGUGUCUUUCAAGCUAGGCCAUUUGGUUUGGUGGGAUGAUCGUGGUCAUGGAUGUAGGCACCUUCAAGUUGGAUGAGGGAUCGACCUAAUUGCUAUUGCACCUUAAUCCGGUUCCUGUCACAAUAGGUGACCACAACGAAAGGUUCCUUGACCCUCGAUAUUAACAAGAAAUCAAUU
Messenger RNA from Exophiala xenobiotica, 1871 nucleotides. RefSeq lists its product as uncharacterized. The record is from RefSeq and is a predicted model, not a curated record. The transcript has 4 exons. The coding region runs from base 754 to 1473 and encodes 239 amino acids. Lineage: Eukaryota; Fungi; Ascomycota; Eurotiomycetes; Chaetothyriales; Herpotrichiellaceae.